AUGACUGACGAAAAGGCAGUAAAAGCAGGGAAAAAAGGUGAAAAUGACCUUGAUGAAUUGAAACGUGAAUUGGAAAUUGAUGAUCACAAAAUACCCAUUGCAGAACUAUACAGAAGAUAUGAAACCGAUCCGGAAAAAGGUUUAACAGAUAAAAAAGUUGCAGAAGUGCUUGCACGUGAUGGUCCAAAUGCAUUGUCACCACCUAAAACAACACCUGAAUGGGUAAAAUUCUGUCGACAAAUGUUCGGAGGUUUUGCUAUGCUUUUAUGGCUUGGUGCCAUCCUAUGUUUCAUUGCACAUGGCAUCAGUGUCGCAACAUAUGAAGAGGCGCCUAAUGAUAAUCUUUGGCUUGGUGUGGCCUUAACCGUAGUCGUAUUUGUCACAGGGUGCUUUUCGUAUUUUCAAGAAGCGAAAAGUUCGAGAAUUAUGGAAUCGUUCAAAAACAUGGUACCACCUCAAGCAUUAGCGAUCCGUAAUGGAGAAAAACGAAACUUGAAAGCAGAGGAAUUAGUUGUUGGCGAUCUUGUCGAAGUGAAAUUCGGAGAUCGAGUACCAGCCGAUAUUCGCGUGCUUAGAGCUCAAGGCUUCAAAGUCGAUAACUCAUCGUUAACCGGUGAAUCAGAACCUCAAUCUCGUGGAUCCGAGUUUACCAACGAAAAUCCUCUGGAAACGAAAAAUUUAGCUUUCUUUAGUACAUACGCUGUCGAAGGAACAUGUCUCGGAAUGGUUGUUAGAACUGGCGAUCGAACAGUUAUGGGUCGUAUUGCUAAUUUAGCAUCAAGUUUGGAAACAGGAGAAACACCAAUUGCACGUGAAAUUGCUCAUUUCAUUCAUAUUAUUACUGGUGUUGCCGUUUUUCUUGGUGUUUCUUUCUUCGUCAUCGCUUUCGCUCUUGGUUAUCCAUGGCUUGAAGCAGUCAUCUUUUUAAUCGGUAUCAUCGUCGCCAAUGUACCUGAAGGUCUUCUUGCCACUGUUACCGUUUGUCUUACAUUGACUGCGAAACGAAUGGCAAAGAAAAACUGUCUGGUCAAAAACUUAGAAGCUGUCGAAACACUUGGAUCAACAUCCACGAUCUGCUCGGAUAAGACGGGCACAUUGACACAGAAUCGUAUGACCGUCGCACACAUGUGGUUCGAUAAUCGAAUUGUUGAAGCUGAUACAACCGAAAAUCAACAAAACGCAACGUACGACAAAUCAGCACCUGGCUGGCUCGCAUUGAGUCGUUGUGCCAUGUUAUGCAAUCGAGCUGAUUUUAAACAAGAUCAAGAAAAUUUGAAGAAACCUGUGCUUCAACGAGAAUGUAAUGGUGAUGCUUCAGAAUCCGCUUUACUCAAAUGUGUUGAACUAUCUAUUGGUAAUGUUGUAAGAUUUCGUGAACAAAAUCGCAAAGUUUGCGAAGUUCCAUUCAAUUCAACGAAUAAAUAUCAAGUAUCGAUUCAUGAAACACAAGAUGGUGAUGAACGAUAUCUAUUGGUCAUGAAAGGUGCACCGGAACGCAUUCUUGAGCGAUGUUCAACUAUCUAUAACGAUGGAUCUGAUAUUGACUUGAAUGAAUAUUGGAGAGCAGCAUUCAAUCGUGCCUAUUUGGAAUUGGGUGGUCUUGGUGAACGUGUCUUAGGUUUUUGCGAUUUACGUUUACCAGCCAAUGAAUUCCCGCGAGGUUAUUCAUUCGAUUCCGAUAAUAUCAACUUUCCUGUUGAAAAUUUGCGAUUUCUUGGUUUGAUGUCUAUGAUUGAUCCACCUCGUGCUGCUGUACCUGAAGCCGUUGCUAAAUGUCGUUCAGCUGGUAUUAAAGUUAUUAUGGUUACGGGUGAUCAUCCGAUUACUGCUAAAGCUAUCGCUAAGGCUGUUGGUAUUAUUUCUGAAGGACAAGAAACAGUAGAAGAUAUUGCUCAACGCUUAGACAUCCCUGUUGAACAAGUUAAUCCAGCUGAUGCGAAAGCAUGCGUUGUACACGGAAAUGAUUUGAAGAAUAUGUCACCGAGCGAAAUUGACGCACUAUUACGUGAUCAUCCAGAAAUCGUCUUUGCUCGUACAUCACCGCAACAGAAAUUAAUCAUUGUCGAAGGUUGUCAACGUCAGGGAGCUAUCGUUGCUGUGACAGGUGAUGGUGUUAAUGAUUCUCCAGCAUUGAAAAAGGCUGAUAUCGGUGUUGCUAUGGGUAUUGCCGGCUCCGAUGUUAGUAAACAAGCCGCCGAUAUGAUUCUACUCGAUGAUAAUUUCGCAUCGAUCGUCACAGGUGUCGAAGAAGGUCGUUUGAUCUUUGACAAUUUGAAAAAGUCAAUUGCGUAUACUUUAACAUCGAAUAUACCCGAAAUUACACCAUUUUUGAUGUAUUUGAUCACUGACAUCCCAUUACCAUUGGGUACAAUUACUAUUUUAUGUAUUGAUUUGGGUACAGACAUGGUACCGGCUAUUUCAUUAGCUUAUGAAAAAGCUGAAACUGACAUUAUGAAACGACGACCACGUGAUCCCAAACAUGAUCGAUUAGUUAACGAACGUUUAAUUUCAAUGGCUUACGGUCAAAUUGGUAUGAUUCAAGCAUCAGCUGGCUUCUUUACCUAUUUAGUCAUUAUGGCUGACAAUGGUUUCUGGCCAAGUCGCUUGCUUGGCUUACGUAAAUCCUGGGAAGCGAAGGGACUCAAUGAUUUAGAAGAUUCCUACGGACAAGAAUGGACAUACAAUCAACGUAAAACAUUAGAAUAUACAUGUCAUACUGCUUUCUUUGUUUCCAUCGUUAUUGUCCAAUGGGCUGAUUUGAUUAUUUGUAAAACACGCCGAAAUUCUCUAUUUCAUCAGGGCAUGACCAAUUGGAUGCUUAAUUUCGGUUUAGUUUUCGAAACUGUACUUGCUGCUGCGCUCUGUUAUACACCAUAUCUCGACAAAGGCUUGAAUAUGUAUCCACUCAAAUUUCGAUGGUGGUUGCCAGCAAUUCCAUUUUCGAUCGCAAUUUUUAUUUAUGAUGAAGUACGAAAAUGGCUCAUACGUCGAAAUCCAGGUGGAUGGGUCGAACAAGAAACCUACUAUUAG
This is a messenger RNA of Adineta ricciae, 3030 nucleotides long. The record is from the annotation of a GenBank genome assembly. Lineage: Eukaryota; Metazoa; Rotifera; Eurotatoria; Adinetida; Adinetidae.